AUGACUGAACACGACGAUGAUCUCGUUGCCUCGAAGACCGAGGGCUUCAAGGUAGGCGAAAAGAAGACAAUUGAAGAAUACACGAAACUCGACCAGAAUGACGAGUCCCUGAACCGCUGGAAAGCCUCCCUCGGCCUCAACACCGGCAACCCGAUCGGAAAUCCCAACGACCCUAGAAAAUGCAUCAUCAGGUCCCUGGCCUUGGAGGUCGAGGGCCGUCCCGACGUGGUGAUUGAGCUGUCCGCACCCGGCGCCCUCGAGGCGCUCAAGGACAAGCCAUUUACGAUCAAGGAGGGAGCGACCUUCCGCAUCAAGUGCAAGUUCGAGGUGCACCACGAGGUCCUGAGCGGUCUCAAGUAUCUGCAGGUGGUGAAGCGCAAGGGAAUCAGAGUCAGCAAGGACGAGGAGAUGCUGGGAAGCUAUGCCCCGAGCACCACGGACAAGCCAAUUUACGAGAAGAAGUUCAACCCCGAAGAAGCUCCCUCGGGAAUGCUCGCCAGAGGACACUACAACGCUGUCUCCAAGUUCGUCGAUGACGACAACCAGACCCAUCUCCAGUUCGAAUGGUCGUUCGACAUUGCAAAGGAUUGGUAG
Messenger RNA from Aspergillus fischeri NRRL 181, 594 nucleotides. RefSeq names its product rho GDP-dissociation inhibitor. Lineage: Eukaryota; Fungi; Ascomycota; Eurotiomycetes; Eurotiales; Aspergillaceae. Gene Ontology annotation, molecular function: protein binding; Rho GDP-dissociation inhibitor activity. The transcript has 4 exons. The coding region runs from base 1 to 594 and encodes 197 amino acids. The record is from RefSeq and is a predicted model, not a curated record. Gene Ontology annotation, cellular component: cytoplasm; membrane; cytosol. Gene Ontology annotation, biological process: Rho protein signal transduction.